Messenger RNA from Pezoporus occidentalis (night parrot), 1582 nucleotides. RefSeq names its product testis expressed 264, ER-phagy receptor (gene TEX264). Lineage: Eukaryota; Metazoa; Chordata; Aves; Psittaciformes; Psittacidae. Gene Ontology annotation, biological process: protein-DNA covalent cross-linking repair; reticulophagy. The transcript is spliced from 5 exons. The coding region runs from base 92 to 1057 and encodes 321 amino acids. Gene Ontology annotation, cellular component: autophagosome membrane; endoplasmic reticulum membrane; replication fork. The record is from RefSeq and is a predicted model, not a curated record.
GAGAUCCCCAGUGGAUCAGAUGUCGUGAACUGUUUCUGGGCUGAGCUGGUUUUGCAGUGCAUCAGGAAGCGUGGAGCGCCAAGCGUCCGUCAUGUCUGACUGGGUGCUCCUCGGGCUGAUUGCAGUGCUGGUCGUGCUGCUGCUUCUGACCGUCUUUGGCUUCGCUGUCUACUCGGGGCUCUUCACAGAGGUGGUUGUGAGUGCUGGCUCCCCACCUGUCGGCAACAUCACACUGGCCUACAAGUUCAGGGUAGGCCCGUAUGGUGAAUCUGGGCAGCUCUUCACGGAUGGCUGCAGCAUCUCUUCAAAGCUCUACUCCAUUGGUGUCUACUACGACAACCCGCACACGGUGUCUCCAGAGAAGUGCCGUUUUGCCAUAGGCCGAAUCCUCAGCGAGGGAGAUGCAAAGCCGUCAGAAGAGCAAAUCAAGCGGUUCCAGAAGUAUGGCUUCAAGAUCUUCUCCUUUCCUGCUCCCAGCCAUGUGGUCAUGGCGACCUUCCCAUUCACUACGCCAUUGUCCAUCCAUCUAGCAAUCAACCGUGUCCACCCAGCCCUUGACACCUACAUCAAGGAAAGGAAGCUGUGUGCCCACCCUCGAAUUGAGAUCUACAAGGAGGACCGCAUCUACUUUGUGUGUCCCCUCGCCCGCCAAGGGGACUUCUACGUGCCUGAAAUGAAAGAACUGGAGAGGAAGAGCAGGGCUGCUGCAGCUGAGGCCGAGGACGCCCAGACAGACGUUACAGGGGCCGACACCCUGAGUGAGGCGAGCUCCAUCAGCAUAGAGGCCACAACUGACAGCAGAGACACCUCAGUGGCCACCUCCAUCCUGCUGCCAUUCCCAGCCAGCCGUGGCCGGGAGGAAGCAGACAACCGCAGCGAGCACAGCUACAGUGAGUCGGGAGCCAGCGGUUCCUCCUUUGAGGAGCUGGACCUGGAGGUCACCGUGGACGGGGAAGGAGCCCCAGGCCUGCUGCCCGAUGAGGGCUGCGCAGGCAGCCAGGAGGUCACAGACAAGUGGACCAAGGAGCCCAUCGCUGCUGAGAGAGGAGAAGAGUGAUGUGGAGACCUGGCUGCAUCGCCUCCACUGGGGUCUGAGUUACUGGGAAACAGUUGCCUUUCCCACCUCCUUCCUCUCCAGCCAAGAGAUUUUGGUUACUGAUUUCCUCCGAGACCUGUUCUCCCUCUUUGCCGAAAGGGUGUUUGGCCAUUUCAGGGAUGCCGGGAGGUGGGGGGGUCUCCUGCAGUGCCUGGUGUUGCAGGGUGGGUGCAGGCUGGGGGGGCAGUGAAAUACAUUUGCCGUUUGUGUGUCUCUAGAUGCAUUGCAUAUUCCUUGCAGGAGUUUUGGGGGGUGGGGGUGGAUGGCAGAGGUGUCCCCCGGCAUCUCUGCUGGUGCCCCUCUCACCCGCAGCUUCUCUCUGCUGCACUGCCACACAUUUUCUAGCACCAAAGAGCCGUGAGUAGGGUUGGAUUUGUUCCCCUCUUCCCCUUGCUGAAAAAUGGAAACAUCCCAUGUAAACCUGGUCUUCCUGGCACUGCCACGGGUGCUUUUUGGGGUCUGUAAUAAAGUGGAUGCUUUUCCUCA